CUCAUCCAUCUGACCUGCAUAAAAUGCCACUCAUCCAAAGCAGGUUCUUUCAUACAUUCACAGCUUCAGAGCCUUCGAGGUUGUCCAUCUCAGUCAGGUUCGUUGUUCACCAUCUGCAGCUAAAGUUGUCCAACAACCAAUGGCAGAUAAUCACCCCACAGACUGGAAGACUGGUCUCUUUGACUGCUUUGAGGACGCCAGCACUUGCUGCUAUGGUUUCUGGUGCUGUCCUUUCUUGGCUUGCACAGUAUCGGGAAGAUUUGGAGAGAACACGUGUCUCCCAUUGUGCGACAUCAUCAGCCCUGCCAUACUAACAGCCGGCGGGAUACCAGUGGUUGUUCCUCCAGCAGUCUUGUCUCUAAGGAAUGCCAUUCGACACAAAUAUAACAUCAAGGGUUCUCUCUUGAAGGACAUCGGUGUUUCCUGUUUCUGCAUUUGGUGCUCCUGGUGUCAGAUGCACCGUGAGUUAAAACAUCGCAACCAAGCCCCCACCACCGUCAUCAAUGUGCAGACAACCAACAUCAACUUACAGCCUAAUCCAGUGAUGAUGGCUCCAGCACCAGUUGCGUAUGUGAGCCAACCAGGCGUCUUCAUGGCGGUACGCUGACCGUCGUGGCUCGUCAUUGGUCUGUUGUGUUUGACGAAAAUGUGAUCAUGCUACUGUUUGUGUCACAUAUGAAGACACUUUGUGUGACUUGUAAUAAUCGUGACAAUUCUAGCCUGAUUAAUCCCCAAUGAUAAGCCUCAUUUGACCUCAAGAUAAAGUUACAAAUGAAAAUGUGUUACUUAAAAGGU
Messenger RNA from Acanthopagrus latus (yellowfin seabream), 795 nucleotides. RefSeq names its product cornifelin-like. The coding region runs from base 140 to 607 and encodes 155 amino acids. Lineage: Eukaryota; Metazoa; Chordata; Actinopteri; Spariformes; Sparidae. The transcript is spliced from 4 exons. The record is from RefSeq and is a predicted model, not a curated record.